UUAGUGAUAUAAUAAACCUUAGUGUUUGAAUAAUUUAAUUACUGAUCAAAAUUUUAAUGGAUAAUCAAUUAGCUUAGAGUUCGUUUAUAUUGUUUGAUUUACUCUUUUUUUGUUUUUUAAUUUUUAUUACUCGCUAAGAUGGUCCAAGAAUACCAAUCGCCGGUGCGAGUUUACAAGUAUCCAUUUGAAAUCGUAAUGGCUGCAUACGAAAGACGAUUUCCGACAUCUCCGUUAAUACCGGUCUUCGUUGGAAGUGAAGUAACAGCCGACGUCACAACAAAUGAUGGUUCAGUUAGAACCACUGAAAGAAGAUGUAAACUCGUUGUAGAAGCUCCAUAUCUAUUAAAAAAGAUUAUCGGCGUAGAUUAUGUAUAUUUUAUUCAGAAAAAUGUGCUAGAUUUGAGGGAACGUUGUUUAAAUAUUGAAGCAACAAAUGAGACAUUUUCAACUCGUGUAAAUGUAUUAGAAAAAUGUCGUUACUAUGUUCAUCCAGAAAACUCAGAAUGGACAUGUUAUGAACAGAGUGCACUAUUAGAUAUAAAAUAUUUUUUGGGUUUUGAGUCAACCAUGGAAAAACUUGGAAUGAAACAAUACAUACAGAAUAUUUCCAAGGGUAAAGAAAUAAUAGAAUUUUAUGUUGAUGAAUUAAAAAAAGAUGGAAUAACUGAUAUUCCGCGUUGGAUACCUACUGGAGGUGAUCAAUCUUGUGACUUGAAUAACCAAGAAGAAAGUCCAAUUGGUUUGAGUAAAGAUAGUCCAACUACUGCAGAUUCCCAGUCUAAAAUAUGGUUAGAAGAUGAGUAUAUUAAAAGAUACAUUGGUGAAUUGACACCAUUACAAGAAUCAAAAUUAGUGCAAUUCAAGAAACAAUUGUCUCAACUACAAAAGUCUAAGUUACCAAGUGAUACUACAUUAUUGCGGUUUUUACGAGCUACCGAUUUCAAUAUUGAAAAAGCUAGAGAAAAUUUAUCCCAAUCACUUAUAUGGCGAAAAAAACAUAAUAUUGACAAUAUAUUAUCAGAGCAUGAGUUUCCUGAUGCUAUCAAAAAAUAUUUUCCUUGUGGUUGGCAUCGCCAUGACAAAGAAGGACGUCCAUUAUAUAUAUUACGUUUAGGUCAAAUGGAUGUGAAAGGUCUUCUUAAAUCAGUUGGUGAAGAUUGUCUUCUUAAACAAGCUAUGCAUGUAUGUGAAGAAGGUUUAAAAUUAACAAAAGAAGCAACUCAUACAUCUGGCAAACCAAUAACAACUUGGGGUUUAUUAGUUGAUUUAGAAGGGUUAAAUAUGAGACAUUUGUGGAGACCUGGUGUUGGAGCAUUGCUAAGAAUUAUUGAAAUUGUAGAGUCUAAUUAUCCAGAGACACUUGGGCAAGUCCUUAUAAUUCGUGCACCAAGAGUAUUUCCAGUUUUGUGGACUUUAGUGAGCACAUUUAUCAAUGAGACAACGCGUCAAAAGUUCCUAUUUUAUGGUGGUAAUGAUUAUCAAUCAUCUGGUGGUCUCAAUGAAUUUCUUACCGAAGAUAAUGUGCCUGAUUUUCUAGGUGGCCCCUGUAAAGUUAAAAUUCCUGAAGGUGGUUUUGUGCCCAAAAAUUUGUAUCUAAAAGAAGGAGAGUUAGAAAAAGAAGCAUGUACGAUUACUGAAGAUAGUAUAUAUCAGUCUGUUACACUGACUAAAGGACAGGCUCACGAAGUUUUUAUUGAUGUUGAGGAAUCUAGUUCAGUAAUAACAUGGGAUUUUGAUGUUAUGAGACAAGAUAUUAAUUUUAAUGUAUUAAGAUUACUAAUUGAAAUUCAGCCAUCAACUCUUCUCAGUUGCGCUAGAGGUAAUCUAAAUGUUAUAGAAAAGGGAUGGAAAGAAGGAGAACAUUAUGAAAAAGUGGAACAGACCAUAUUAUGUCAUGAUGGUGAGAGCGUUCAAGGAUCUCAUCUUACCACUAAACGUGGAACAUAUGUAUUACAAUGGUACUGGUCGUCAGAUAGCUUGAAUAUUAGCUCAGGACAUCACACUAAAGCUAAAAUUAUGUAUUAUUAUGAAAUGCUGAAAUCUGCUGAUUAUCGGGGUUCAAUGUCAAGUUUGAUGUCAGCUAAUAGUAAAUUUUCUUCUCUUAGUAAUAGAUAAUUAAAUAACCCUGUAUUUUGUUUAAUAUGCAAUUUUAAUCGUUAUAUCUAUGUAAUUAAGAGUUUAAGACCAUACUUUAGAAAAAUGAUUCAUUGAAUGGGAUAUUUGGUGUGUACAAAAUUAAUGAAUAUCCUCUUACUGUCUUUUAGUUUUUGUAAUUACCUAAGGUUUUUAAAUUAAACUUUUUCAUAUUUAUUAGUUUUUUAAUUUUGAAUUACAUUCUUUGUUACAUUUACCAAGUUGUUAUGAGUUCAUAAAUUCAAUUUUUAACCUGUAAAUACUUGGGGGCAAAAUUAUAAAUCAUCAAUAUUUAGAAAUAUUCAAAUACCCUUAAUAAUUAAUUUUAAAUAUUAAUUUAAUUUUUCAUAACACAUAAAAAUCUAUUGGAUUUAUUAAGAGAAAUUUGUUAUUUUUAGCAUGGUCCUAUGGAUGUUUUAAUUGCCUAAUAUAAUCGUUAUGUUCGUAUUUAACUAUAUAACUAUUUGUUAAUAUCAUCACAUAGUAUAUAUUAAGUUUAGAUUUUGUUAUUUUUUUAGUAACUUUUUUGGUAUGUUAUGAUCUGAUAAUUAUUUGAACAUUUAAUGUACUAUCUUUAUGUUUCCUAAAAUAUCAACUUUUUCAGUUGGCUGUUUUAGUUAAUUUUUCUUCUAUUUUGAUUAUUAUUUGUUGAUUUUGUU
Messenger RNA from Myzus persicae (green peach aphid), 2792 nucleotides. It is a transcript of the gene retm, whose product is annotated as SEC14-like protein 1. Bases 139 to 2115 code for a protein of 658 amino acids. NCBI's taxonomy places the organism in Eukaryota, Metazoa, Arthropoda, Insecta, Hemiptera, Aphididae. The record is from RefSeq and is a predicted model, not a curated record. The transcript has 14 exons. Gene Ontology annotation, cellular component: cytoplasm.